ACAUGGUAGAAGAGUGGGCGGCACUUGGACAAUUGAGAGAGCGGAACAUGGCUAACAAGAAACAGCAGCAGGAAAUGGUACAGGUUGACCGAUCCUCGUCGGCAUCCCCAUUCUGGCGAACUACUUCGAAUACCUCCAAGCCAUACGAGAACAAGAAGAUCAUCGGCGCCUCUUACUCGCAUGCGGAUAUCUUGAAGUUUGAAUCUCUUUCACCCCCAGCCUCCAGUUCGCGCCCCAGAACACCGCCAUCCGCCAGUUUUAGCCGCGACUCGAGUGCUCUACCCUCGCGCACUGGGAGCAACAGUUCCCCCGCCGCUUCCAAGAAGACGUAUAGCAGUUUCUUGCGCGACACCCAUAACGACUGGGAUGAGCAGGAUGAAGAUGACGACAUCAUGUUUGAGGAUGACGAGGACGAGUUCGGGCUUCCCAGUAUAGCGAGUAUGCGCAGGAAGGGCAGACGGAAAGAAUCGAGACAUCCAAAAGACCCGGGUGGCAUGGCUGCUAAAAAUGACACAAAUGCGACCGCAUGGCGAGCAAUUGACAGUGGAGACAUCGCAGAAGAGAGAGGAAUACCCAACUACCCAACUGCGAAAAAGGUCGAGGGAAAGAUCUUACGGCCACAAUAUCAGGAGAUACUACGAGACCCAGCGAAUUCAUUACACCUCAUUUCACAUCCCCCUACCCCCGCCAAUGCUUCCGCGAAGGAAGUUGAAGAGCAUUCCGCUCGAAUAGGUCGCAUCAACAAGUUCAAACGCAUAUUGCAAACAAGCACAAUAUCGUUGUCUGAUCUACGAGAUUCAGCAUGGUCAGGCAUACCAUUUGAAGUCCGCGCCAUGGCCUGGCAGGUUCUGCUCGGUUAUCUCCCCACAAGUAGUGAACGAAGAGUGGCAACCCUGGAAAGAAAGAGAAAAGAGUAUCUGGAUGGAGUGCGACAGGCUUUCGAACGGGGCAGUUCGGGAAAUGCCAGCUCCGUGACCGCUGGCAUGGCUGGAGCUUCGUCGAACCCCUCGGCAAAUCGCGGGCGAGGCCGUGGGUUAGAUGAGGCCAUCUGGCAUCAGAUCAGCAUUGACGUACCGCGAACCAACCCACACUUGGAACUCUAUAGCUACGAGGCCACACAAAGAUCAUUGGAACGGAUACUUUACGUAUGGGCGAUAAGACACCCAGCUUCGGGCUAUGUACAAGGCAUCAACGACUUGGUUACUCCAUUCUGGCAGGUAUUCCUGGCCGCGUACAUUUCAGAUUCCGAUGUGGAGUCCGGAAUGGACCCUGGCCAGCUGCCAAAGCAAGUUUUGGACGCGGUCGAAGCCGACUCUUUCUGGUGUCUCACAAAACUCCUGGACGGUAUACAGGAUAAUUACAUAUCUCAUCAACCUGGCAUACAGAGGCAGGUUGCUAGUCUCAGGGAUCUGACAACACGCAUCGACGAUGGUUUAGCGAAACAUUUGCAAAAUGAGGGUGUGGAAUUUAUACAGUUCAGCUUCCGGUGGAUGAACUGUCUUCUCAUGCGAGAGAUAUCCGUGAAGAACACAAUACGGAUGUGGGAUACGUACUUGGCAGAAGAAAAUGGGUUUUCCUCGUUCCAUCUUUACGUAUGCGCCGCUUUUUUGGUCAAAUGGUCUGAUCAGCUACGCAAGAUGGAUUUCCAAGAAAUCAUGAUGUUUUUGCAAUCCCUGCCUACCCGGCAAUGGACGGAAAAAGACAUUGAACUGCUACUGAGUGAGGCAUUCAUCUGGCAGAGUUUAUUCAGGGGAAGCAGUGCACACUUGAGGAAUACAGGGUCCAAAGGCGGGCUAGAGGUUGGCAUGGGCCCUAACAGCUAG
Periconia digitata is the source of this 1823-nucleotide messenger RNA. NCBI's taxonomy places the organism in Eukaryota, Fungi, Ascomycota, Dothideomycetes, Pleosporales, Periconiaceae. The record is from the annotation of a GenBank genome assembly.